AUGUCCAGUCAAGUUCUGGGAAUUUUGCGCAACGGAGCCCCCCCCGCCGGCGGGCCCCGGGGCGGGCGGGCGGGCGGGGCUGGCCCGAAGGGGCGCAACACGAGGCUCCGACCCAACGUCUGGCCGGAGCCCGCGGCCCGGAGGGGAGGCCCGGGAGGGGACCCCGCGCUCCCGCGGAGCGGACCCAGCCCCAGCGCGGGGGCGCCCUCGGCGGCCCCGGAUCUCGGGUCUCUGGGACCCCCGAAAGCGCGACCCCGGCCCCGCGGCCCCAGGACCCGGAGCGCCGGCCGCGCGGGCUCGCCCGGACCCCUCCAGCGCCCCCUCUCUCCCCAGGCCCGCGGCGGCGGGGAAUGCGGCGCGCGCCCCCACAGCGCCGGCCCCGCGCAGGGAGGGCGCGCCCCGCCGCCGGCCCCCGACUCCCGCCUGCGCGGCGCAGAUAAGGAGCCGAGCGCAGGAGCCCCGCGGGCGCCGCCACGACUGCGCGGGGGUCCCCGGCCGCGGACGCCGAGGGUCGACGUGAUGGAUGCAGCCCCCGCCCCCCCGGGGCUGCUCCCCCGGCCCUGCCGCGUGCUGGUGCUGCUGAACCCCCGCGGCGGCAAGGGCAAGGCCCUGCAGCUCUUCCGGAGCCACGUGCAGCCCCUGCUGGCCCAGGCCGAGGUCUCCUUCUCGCUGGUGCUCACUGAGCGCAGGAACCACGCCAGGGAGUUUGUGCGCGGCGAGGAGCUGAGCCGCUGGGACGCGCUGGUGGUCAUGUCCGGGGACGGGCUGAUGCACGAGGUGGUGAAUGGGCUCAUGGAGCGGCCUGACUGGCAGCUGGCCAUCCAGAAGCCCCUGUGUAGCCUCCCCGCUGGCUCUGGCAACGCGCUGGCAGCUUCUUUGAAUCACUAUGCUGGCAACGAGCAGGUGACCAACGAAGACCUCCUGACCAACUGCACGCUGCUGCUGUGCCGCCGGCUGCUGGCGCCCGUGGACCUGCUGUCCCUGCAGAUGGCCUCGGGCCUGCGUCUGUUCUCCGUGCUCAGCCUGGCGUGGGGCUUCAUUGCUGACGUGGACCUGGAGAGCGAGAAGUACCGGCGCCUGGGGGAGAUGCGCUUCACUCUGGGCACCUUCCUGCGCCUGGCCGCCCUGCGCAUCUACCAGGGCCGACUGGCCUACCUCUCGGCAGAAAGCGGGGUCCCCAAGAUGCCCACCUCGGCCGCCCCGGGCAGGCAGGGCCAGCAGGGCCCUGUGGACGGCCACCUCGUGCCCCUGGGGGAGCCGGUGCCUUCGCACUGGACGGUGGUGCCAGAACAGGACUUCGUGCUGGUGCUGGCGUUGCUGCACUCACACCUGGGCAGUGAGAUGUUUGCGGCACCCAUGGGCCGCUGUGCGGCGGGCACCAUGCACCUGUUCUACGUGCGGGCUGGCGUGUCUCGGGCCAUGCUGCUGCGCCUCUUCCUGGCCAUGGAGAAGGGCAAGCACAUGGAGUGCGACUGCCCCUACUUGGUGUACGUGCCUGUGGUUGCCUUCCGCCUGGAGCCCAAGGAUGGGAAGGGUGUGUUUGCCGUGGACGGGGAGCUGAUGGUCACCGAGGCUGUGCAGGGCCAGGUGCACGCGGACUACCUCUGGAUGGUCAGUGGCUGCGUGCAGCCCCCACCCAGCCGGCAGCCUCAGAAGCCCCGUCCCGGGGAGCCGUUGUGACUCCGAGGGCCUCGCUGUGCCUCUCUCUGUAGCUCGGGCUACUCUGAACCAGGACCCUCCCACUUUCUGGACUGGGGGGCCUGCCCACGGCUCACGUGACAUGCAGGACUCCCGGAGGAGGGAAAAUGGACACCCUUUGAAGGACGGGCCCUGCACACCAAAGGCCAGAAUCAGGCCCUGGGCCAGAAGCCUGGCUGGCUGGCGGCUGCCCAGGGGAGGCAUUCCUUUGUUCUGGGAGCCCCACCCCAUGAAUCAGAUCCAAAUAAAGUGACAUUCCCAGCCUGCCGCUCUUAUCCGGGGUGGGGGAGGAGGGGGAACUUGCUCCUCCCAGGUUCUAGAACUCAACUGUAAGGAUGCCCAGUGGUGCCUCCUGAAUUGGAUGAUGUGUGGCACCGGCUUCUGGAAGGGAUCCGUGGCCGUGAGGAGGCGGUGCCCUGGCCCAGCCGCCCCACCUUUGGCCCCGGAGAAGCCGAAGAACUUGGCCCGCUGCCUCCCCCACACGUGGGAAGACUGAGGCUUGAAGACUCUCACCCAGAGGCCAGUCUCGGCGACAAGGAACAGUGUCCGAGCGAGUGGCCCUGGGUACACGGACAAGGAGCAAGUCAGACGGGCAGGCAGCUGUUCCCGAGUCUGCUGUCCUCCAGGGAGGCCUCUAGGGCUCCCCCCGUCCAGUCGCUGCUGCCCUGCCCCGCCCUGCCCUUACAGGGGAGCGCUGGCCAUGAGUUAGAAGUAGAGCGCCCCUAACUGGGCACCUGUUCUGGGGAGAGCCAGCCAGCCAAGUGCUGGCGUGCCGGAUCCCCCUGUAUCUGGGAGGGGCUGUGCUGGGCACUCGGCCCGGGGGCCACAGCUGCUGCGGGCAGAGCCUCGUGAGGGGAACCGAGGCCCUCUUCUCCAGCUGAGCUGCAGAAGGCCUGGGACCAGCCUGGAAGGAGGAGUGGCUGCCCAGGCCCGGCCCCAGGGUCUCUCCCCUGGGGAGAGGGGUGCGGUGCCCAGAGAGGAAGAAAGGCCACGGAGCCCAGAUGAAUGGCAGAGGCAGGUUUAAUGGUGCCACCUUGUCUUUUUGUACAUUGUAAUGAGCCAAACCAAAAAAAAAAAAAAAAAAAAAAAAAAAAAAAAUGCAAGUAAAAAAAAAGUCGAAUCACACAGCACUUUAUACAGACGUCGGAAGCAGUGGGC
Molecule: messenger RNA, 2856 nt
Organism: Talpa occidentalis (Iberian mole)
Lineage: Eukaryota; Metazoa; Chordata; Mammalia; Eulipotyphla; Talpidae
Gene: SPHK1
Product: sphingosine kinase 1
Exons: 5
Coding region: 1-1680 (559 amino acids)
Biological process (GO): negative regulation of apoptotic process; sphingosine biosynthetic process; cellular response to growth factor stimulus
Cellular component (GO): membrane; intracellular membrane-bounded organelle; cytoplasm
Source: RefSeq, a predicted model, not a curated record